Messenger RNA from Gastrolobium bilobum, 516 nucleotides. RefSeq names its product peptidyl-prolyl cis-trans isomerase CYP63-like. Bases 1 to 516 code for a protein of 171 amino acids. The record is from RefSeq and is a predicted model, not a curated record. The transcript is spliced from 4 exons. Lineage: Eukaryota; Viridiplantae; Streptophyta; Magnoliopsida; Fabales; Fabaceae.
AUGGACACUCUGAAGAAAAUUGAGCAGGCGGGAACAUCUGAUGGGAAACCUACCCAACUAGUUAAAAUUAUUGAUUGUGGUGAAAUGUCUGAAACAAAAAUUCAGCUCACAGUCGAGAAGGAGAAAGUGAAAAGGAGAAAAUCAGGGAAAUCCCUAACUUCUGAUGAUAGUUCUGACAAAAAAUCAAGGGUAAAGAGAAAAAAAUCUUCCAAAGACACAAGGAAGAAAAGGAGGAGAUACUCAACAUCUGAUAGUGAUAGUGUUAUGGGAAACACAGGAAGAGGAAGAGAAAUAAGCGCAAGCAUGGGAAGAAGAGGAGAAUUGGACGUAAGCAGAGAAGGAAAAGCCAGCACGGUAGAAGCAGAAGAUCAAGACCCAAGUCCAGAUGGAGCUCAGAUGGUUCAAGUGAUAAAGAAAGUGAGAGAUCUAGUGCUAGUGGCAGUAGUUCUGGUGAUGAGAAAGCUGAUCACUCUGGUCGUAAAACACAUGCUGACAAUAAUGCACAAAGAGAUCUAG